Messenger RNA from Aspergillus ibericus CBS 121593, 496 nucleotides. RefSeq lists its product as uncharacterized. The transcript has a single exon. The record is from RefSeq and is a predicted model, not a curated record. NCBI's taxonomy places the organism in Eukaryota, Fungi, Ascomycota, Eurotiomycetes, Eurotiales, Aspergillaceae. The coding region runs from base 76 to 336 and encodes 86 amino acids.
AUGCUGGCUAUGUAAGAAGACCGUCCCCGGCGCACAGUACUAGAUCCCUGUAGAUAGGUUUGGCCCAACGCGUGCAUGUUCGCUUGGCGGGUUUGGUUGACUUGUUUGUUGAUUGUUUCGGCACCGGUCGGGGCCCGCUGCCAGCGACCGGACGCAAAUCGCACCCACAGAAUUUUCACCCCCUCCCUGAUUUCCCCUGCCUGCCCCCCUCCUGGCUGGCCAAUUCACUCCCGUCCCCCAGCUUCUUGCACGGUUGUACCUUUCGGGCAUUCUGCUAGUUUCUCCGGUCGAUUUGCUUUGGUAGUGACCCGCCCCGGACUAAAUGCGGCUGACUAACACCCUUUCCACCCGGGCACUAACUACCUGCUAAGUGAACUAGUUCCUCCCUGCAACUGGCGUGUCUUGCCUCAAGCGUGAACGAACAGAUCCCUUUCGUUCCUCCCUGGAUGGCUUGAUCACGGUCGUCUCUCGGCGGGAUUGAACGAUGGGGUGCUAC